Rhopalosiphum padi (bird cherry-oat aphid) is the source of this 3748-nucleotide messenger RNA. RefSeq lists its product as uncharacterized. Lineage: Eukaryota; Metazoa; Arthropoda; Insecta; Hemiptera; Aphididae. The record is from RefSeq and is a predicted model, not a curated record. The coding region runs from base 186 to 1127 and encodes 313 amino acids. The transcript has 2 exons.
UAUUAUAUGUCUAUGGUAUAAACAUUAAACAAUGCGAUAAGUGAUAACUGAUAACAACUGUCUUUGUUUUGUUUCUGUAAUGCAUAGAGUAAUACUAUAACUACAGUAGUCAGUACUCUAUGAUCAAAUGACUAUUGUAAUGUAAAUACAUUUCUUCAGAGUUCAGCUGUGUGGCCGUUUUUAAAAUGAAUAAAACGCGAACGAUUUUUAUUUUGGAUGCGGGGGCGUUGUUUACCCUGCAAAUAUUGCAAUUCUUCAGUCUAGAUUAUUACAUUAUGAUUGUGUUCCGGAACACUUGGUACUCCAGAUAUCCAAACAUACUCUUCCUGAUGCUCAACAUAUUGUUGACAUUAUUGUUCUACCAUACUUUCCUCAACUGUUACAGAGAAUACAAAUAUGAACGAAGUAAACAGACAGGAAAUCUAGUUGAAUGCAAAGCUAAGUAUCCUGUAUAUCUAAACUGCAUCACCUGGGGCACAUAUGUGACCGUGUUGUUCAGUAAAAUCAUGAUGAUUUUUUCCAACAAUGUCAUCUCGUUGGUUUCCAAUGAUGAUUUCAUGGGACCUCAAAUGCUUAAGUUGCUUAUUGGCGUUUCUGGUAUUGUAUUUUAUCUGUUAAUCAGUGCUGAAUGUUUUGGACGACAAGUAGAUCGUGAUAAAUGGCCAACAAAUGCAUGUAUUAUUGAGAUUUUUGAUUCUGUUGAAAUAUUAUCGAUAAUCAUAGCAUCAAAUGUUAAAAUUGGGUACAUAGAGUAUUUAAUCUACACUACAGCAUUUUUAAACUUUAUGUUACCAUUAUGGGUACUGUAUAAUGUUUCUCAACCAGACAUUGAUACCAAGCCAAUGGGACUUCCUCAACCAGUAUGUUAUAAUUUUAUGCAUUUAAUGUUAGUUCAAAUGCCUUUUUUGGGCAUCCGGAUGUAUAUGUGGAUUGUGUUCAAUCAAAAUGCCUCAGUGUUCAUCAUGAAAAAUUUGUUACACUUGUUAUUUUUUUUGCAUUCAUUGUAUCCAUACAUAAAAGAAAUUUCUAAGAAAAACCAAUAUAGUCCUGAAACUUGUCGUGAUGAAGAUAUGCCAGAAAUUCUUUUGACUAAUCGUAAGCACGAUGAACCCAAUGAAUCACUUUAAAUGAUAAUUCGUUAAAGAUAUUAACAUGACCUACUCAAUGAAACAAAAAAAUAAAAAUUAUAUUUAAGUUAUAGAUAACUAAUAUUACAAAAAUGUCCCAAUCAUUUAUGAUAUUAAUUAUAUUUUUAGAUAUAUGUAUAUAUAUUUAUUAUAAUGUAUAUUUUAUACAAAUGUACUUAAGUUUUUACCUUUCUAGUUACACAAUUAUUUUUACUUUUUACUUUUUUUUAUGUAUAAAUUAAAUGUUCAAAAAAGACUAAAUAUGUAUUCAAAAAUGAUUCUCAAACAUUAUGCCAAAUAUAAUAUUAAGACUGAUAUUAAUUUUAUAUUUUUCUAAUAUAGUUUAUUAAGGGUAUGAAUCACCAUUGUGGUAAUGUAUAUUUUUAUUUAAAAUUUCCUAACAUAUAAUUUUAAUUGAGAUGGAAUUAAAUGUGUUCAGUUUUGUUUAAGUAAAAUAUGUAGUAAUUAUAAUAAAGUUUUAAAUAGAAUUACAUAACAUUUUUUGAAGUAUUAUAAAACUGUUUUUACUUUAUAUUGUAACUGUUUUUCAUUACAUUUAUUAGAAUUUUAUUCUUAAUUAUAAAACAAAAUGUAAUUUAAAUAAAAAUAAUUUUGUAUAUAGUGUUUAUAGAUGGAUUAAACUUAAUACUUAUAUAAACUUCUUUAACAUAAAGAUUAAAAAGUUUUAUUGUGGUUACAUCUUGCAUAAUAGGUACUACAAAUUAACAUUAACAGAUUGUUUUAAUACUUAUUUUAGAGUAUUUCUCUAGAGAAUUAUCAGACAAAAUAAUUAAUGAUGAAUAAAUUUCAUGAUUUACUUACAUUGUAAUUAUUGUAUUAAAAAACUAUUUUAUGCAUAAUAUUGCAAAUGUUUUAAUAAAAAAAUCAGAAAUUGAAGUUUAGUUCAACGUCAUAGGCAGUCCAUAGGUACAUUAUAAGAUUGUAUAAUUUAUAUAUCUUUGUUAUUUUAUGAUUAAAACUCUAUUGCUAAUUUGAAGUUUUGAUGAUAAGGCUAAAAUAGAUUUGAGAUGAUAGACAGAGUUAUAAUAAUUAGUAUUUACAGACCUAGCUCCGUUCAAUCUCAUUUAUCCGAACUAUCUGGCAGUGGCGUACUUAUGGGGAGGCGAGGGCCAAGCCCCCCUCCCCCCGAAAUGAAAAGUACAACUAUUUAAAACAGUGUGUCUUCUGCUUCCUUUCCCCCCAAAAAAAUUCAAAUAUAUUUAAUCGGCCCCCUCCGAAAUGAAAAUCUAUAUACUCCACUGGUGUUGGUGAACGACUCCUUUCAUGAUUUUGUUAUUUUUUAACCAAUCAGCAACUAUGGGUAAAAUUGUUUGGUGUCAAGCUUAACAUUUUUUUAGCAACAUCUGGUGUACUCCAAGCCCCAAGGUAGACAUUUAUCACCGAUUAUGUUUUCAUUAUUUGUUAAUAGUGUAUGUAUAGUGUUUUGCCUUUCUACAAACUACUUUGUUUCACAGAUGACAUGAAGUUCUUUAUGGAAAUAAGCUCAGCUGAUGAUGUGUGAUCUAUGAAAAUAACCUUGAUUGUUUCGCUAAUCGGUGUCAUACAAUAAGUCUUAAAAUCAAUACUUCUAAAUGUCAUGACAUUCAUCAGAUUUCGUUCUCCUAUAUUUUAUAUUGUACAAAAAUUGCAUAUGUUAAUGAUGAUCUAAUAGAUAUUAGUUUUAGACUUAAAGAAUUCUUAAUCCUGGUAAUUAUAUUGCAAUGACUUCUAUAGUAGAGUGUUUAAAGUUUUAUGAUUCAUGAUAACGUCUAUCUAAGGACUUAAAAUUAGUAAAACCGCUAAGUUCUUUAUAUUGUGCUUUAGUUUGUCCUAUUUUCAAAUUAUUUAAAAUUAUAAUUAUAAUUAUCCAUUAGGAAAUUGUAUUGUAAUGUUUUACUUUUAUGUCUUUAUUAUUGAACUGUUUUAAAUGUUAAAAAGGGAAGCCCAUAUAUUUAAAAUAAAUAAAUAAAUAAAAUUGAAAUUUUUUUCUGAAAAAUGACUAUUGGAAAAAUGAACUUUGAACAAUGACUCAAACAAGAUUGGAUUCACUAAUGUUAUUUGUUAAACAAUAUAAAAUAAAUAAUAUGAAAACUGACAGUCAUCAAAAAGUUUAAAUACUACCUAAUUGACACAAACAUGCCAAAUGGUAUUAGAUAAUUAUAACAAUUACACAAUUUAAUAAAUUAAUUGUUUAUAAAAAAUAAAAUGAAAUGAAAAUUCAAAGUAGAAAAAUUGAAUUAAAAGUAUAUAUAAAUACAGUAGAAUCCGCUUAUUUGGGACACCACAUAAAGGGGACAACCGCUUAAUAGAGAUAGAUUGGCAUAGUCCUGAACGAAUGUAUCGAUUUAUUAGUUUUUCAGUUAAUCGGGACAGUCGGAUAAUGGGGGACAAAUAGGUCACCACCCAAUGUGUCCCAAUUAAGCGGAUUCUACUGUACAUGUAACUACGUGUUGUGUUUGUGUGUAUGUAUGUAUAUUAUGUAUUUAUGUGUAAUUAAAUAUACUGCAUAUGAACUAUGAAGUAAAGUCCUGAGACCGCCUAUGGUCAAUGUGUUAAAUUAUUUGGUUUAAUAAUAAAUUGUCAAUUGAUAUGUAUUAUGUAAUAUACUAAUAUGUAUUGGC